This is a messenger RNA of Acipenser ruthenus (sterlet), 1136 nucleotides long. Its product is annotated as ragulator complex protein LAMTOR2. Gene Ontology annotation, biological process: cellular response to amino acid stimulus; positive regulation of TOR signaling. Gene Ontology annotation, cellular component: Ragulator complex. The transcript is spliced from 4 exons. NCBI's taxonomy places the organism in Eukaryota, Metazoa, Chordata, Actinopteri, Acipenseriformes, Acipenseridae. The record is from RefSeq and is a predicted model, not a curated record. Gene Ontology annotation, molecular function: molecular adaptor activity; guanyl-nucleotide exchange factor activity. Bases 122 to 499 code for a protein of 125 amino acids.
CACUGCGUGAGUCUUUUCGUCAGCGAUACUGCGUUGCAGGAAAUUGGUGCGCAAGAGUCAGCUGAUAGUUCGGGUUAUUUAUUUACGAAUCAGAAUUUUGUGUUUUUCAUUUCUAAAUAAGAUGUUGCGUCCCAAAGCUCUUACCCAAGUUUUGAGCCAGGCGAACACUAACGGAGUGCAGAGCACGCUCUUGCUGAAUAACGAGGGCUCCCUGCUGGCUUACUCCGGAUACGGCGAUACCGAUGCCCGGGUCACGGCAGCCAUAGCCAGCAACAUCUGGGCUGCGUACGAUAAGAACGGGCACCAGGCUUUCAACGAGGACAAGCUGAAAUUAAUCCUCAUGGAUUGCAUGGAGGGCCGGGUGGCGAUCACAAGAGUAGCCAAUCUGCUGCUCUGCAUGUACGCCAAGGAGACGGUGGGCUUCGGCAUGCUCAAAGCCAAGGCAGAAGCUUUGGUAAAAUACCUGGAGGAACCUCUGACUCAGGUGGCAGCUUCCUAGGGGGAAGGAAGUGGCUGUCGCACCGCUGGAUAGACUUCCUUUUGGAAGACUGGGAAGGGCACCAGGGGAUAAACCAAGGACAGCAAUAUGAUAGAACCUGGAAUAAACCAAGGACAGCACUAUAACAGAGCCUGCCUGCCUCUCUCUGUCUCCACAUCGAACUGUGUUAUAUAUAACAGUACAGGCCAGCCAGUGAACUGUGACCUCCGCUUUUCCAACAAGCACUGAGCCGUCUCCCAAGUGUUUUUUGAAAACGCACAGUGAUGGAGGGGCCAUGAAUUAAUAACCCAAAGAAACCUCCUGCUUGCUGUCCGAGUGUCUUGGUGUCCCUGAAUAGAUCAUCAUCCCGCUAGUGCAGCUGUACCCACAAAUUGUAUCUGCUUUCUUGUCAGUCUCUGUUAAAGAAAUGGCUAAAUUGCUCAUUACAGGAGAGCUAACCAAGGUUUUUAAAAAUCCAUCCCUUGCCUCUUCUUGGCUCUUCAGGUUUUGCAGUCAGUCCAGGGGUCAGGUAAAUAAGCAAUUCAACAGACAUCUUGAACUCGACACCCAUUUGAUCCUGUUAAACCCAUGCCUUGUGUUUUAUAUACUGUAUGUGUCUGUGUGCAAAGAGAAGUCAAUAAAAAGGGUUUGCAAAAUG